GAACUGAAACUUGAUUCCCUGCUGGACGGGACAGGGCUACAGAUCUGUCGGUCGGUCACCAUCCGUCCGUCUCGAACUGAUAGUCAUCUCGUGUGUUGGUGUGAAUGACAUAAGCCCAUAGUGAAUUUCUUUUGCUUGUCUCCCGCCUUCGGUCACGUUUGAGAUUGUGGUUCCAGCGAUAGAAAACUUUGGCAAUUCAACUAACACCAUGCUUAACACACCAAAGGUAGCUGCUGGCAUAAAAAUUCUUCAGCGAUUUUUCAACAUUCCAAGAAGGAAGAUGCAUGAAAUUCCUCUAUCAAAGGAUCGUUACGGCAUUGAAAGGGGCCCAUAUGCCACCAUCACGGAGCAGGACAUCAGCCAGUUAGGAAAAAUCCUAUCGGCCAAAAAUCAAAUCCUACUAGGAGCUGAGGAGACCGCUGGGUACAAUCGAGACUAUUUCCGGUACGUCCGAGGACUCGGAACGCUCGUAUUAAAACCACGCAGCACGGAAGAGGUUUCCGCUGUUCUGCGCUAUUGCAACGGGCGUCGGUUGGCCGUUUCCGUUUUCGGAGGCAACACCGGAGUUUGCGGUGGCUCUGUGCCAGUGUUCGACGAAAUCGUCCUUUCGAUGGAGCUGAUGAAUCGAAUCGUUGCCAUCGAUGAAUACUCCGGAUUCCUGGUGUGUGAGGCCGGUUGUGUUUUGGCUAAACUUGAGGAAGAACUAUCGGCGAAGGGGAUGAUCAUGCCUCUCGAUCUUGGAUCAAAGCAUUCGUGCCAGAUUGGAGGAAACCUAGCCACUAACGCUGGUGGCAUUCGGCUGAUGCGUUAUGGUAAUCUUCACGGAUCGGUUCUGGGUUUGGAAGCCGUCACGGCCAACGGAGAGGUUAUAGAUCUCAUGUCCAACUUCAAAAAAGAUAACACCGGUUAUCAUCUUAAGCACUUGUUUAUUGGAUCGGAAGGAACGCUUGGUGUUAUUACGCGUGUGGCGGUGUCUUGUCCUGUGGCUUCGACGACGCAAAGCGUCAUGCUUUUGGGUUUAAACACGUUCGAUGCUGUGCGACAAACCUUUUUGGAAGCCAAAAAGCAACUUGGGGAAAUUCUCACUUCAUGUGAAUUGUUUGAUCAAGAAGCUAUGCAGUGCACCGUUGAACAUUUGAAAACAUCAGCUCCCAUCGAUACUUUUCCUUUUUAUAUUUUACUCGAAACAACCGGUUUGCAUAAGAAACAUGAUGAAGAAAAGGUUCAAAAUUUUAUGGAAUCUUCAAUAGAUGCAAAUAUAGUAAGCGAUGGAAUCAUAACUAGUGAACCAUCUAAGGUUGAGAAAUUGUGGCAACUGCGGGAACGAAUACCGUCUGCAACCUACAGUAAUAACUUUUGUUUGACGUAUGAUUUAUCGCUACCGUUAAACCAAUUUUAUGACAUUGUCCCUGCAAUGAGGGAACGAGUUGGUCAUCUGGUGAAUGUUGUUUGUGGCUUCGGACAUAUAGGCGAUAGCAAUCUUCAUCUUAACAUAGCCGGCGACACACUUACCGAGGAGGUUCAAAGACUAGUUGAACCAUACGUUUACGAAUUUACCGCCAAGCUCAAAGGCAGCGUUAGCGCCGAACACGGAAUUGGUCUACUGAAACCCGGUUACCUAAAGUAUUCAAAGUCGGUUGAAGCAAUUGCGCUUAUGAAACAAUUAAAGUUAAUGAUGGAUCCUAACGGUAUACUGAAUCCAUACAAAGUUUUAAUCUAGGAAACAGCGAACAAAUAA
This is a messenger RNA of Sabethes cyaneus, 1738 nucleotides long. RefSeq names its product D-2-hydroxyglutarate dehydrogenase, mitochondrial-like. The record is from RefSeq and is a predicted model, not a curated record. Lineage: Eukaryota; Metazoa; Arthropoda; Insecta; Diptera; Culicidae. Gene Ontology annotation, cellular component: mitochondrion. The transcript has 5 exons. Gene Ontology annotation, molecular function: FAD binding; catalytic activity.